Molecule: messenger RNA, 4205 nt
Organism: Lucilia sericata (common green bottle fly)
Lineage: Eukaryota; Metazoa; Arthropoda; Insecta; Diptera; Calliphoridae
Product: histone-lysine N-methyltransferase, H3 lysine-79 specific
Exons: 5
Coding region: 427-4128 (1233 amino acids)
Source: RefSeq, a predicted model, not a curated record
AAUUGAAUAGAAAUACUAAAUAGUCAAAGAAAAGUAUUGUGUGUGGAAAAAUUAACAUAAAAUAACAAAAUUUUUAUUGAAGGUGUUAACAAAUUCAUUAGUUGUAACGGUUUUAAAGUUACAUGUAUUGUGGGUUUUAAACAAUACAGUUUAACACAAAGAACCCUAAACACUGGAAAUAUUUGGGAUUUUAACGUUUUACAAAUUUUACAACAGCCAACUUGACAAACAUUAUUCGGAAAAUCCAAUUAAAAUCUUAACAAUACAAAUGGGAUUAAAAGCAAUAACAACGAAAGCAGCAACAAUUUUACAAACAAAUCUAGCUUCAAGUGAUGCAAGAAAAGAUAAACAUUUAAAUUUUUGAUACAAAAGUGUUGUCAACAUUUACACUGGCACUUGAAUAUACAAUUGUACUUGAUUAUAAUAAUGAUCAAUAAUAUUUGUGAAACUAAUAAAUCUGCAAAAACAGACACGGCCUUUAAAGCAACGACAACAGCGGCAAUUGUGGACAACAGACACAAUGAUGGUGAUGAGGCUCGUGAUGUUGCAACAGCGAAUAAUAACAACAACAGUAGGGGUGGGAUAGUUCAAACUACAUAUGGUCAUGGCGUUUGGUAUAGUGAAAUUAUUGAUGGUGCCAGUAAUACAAAUAAUAAUAAAAUUUUCCAUCAUCAUCAACAACAACAAUAUUACAAUAAUGCCAAUAAUAACAACGGCAACAACAAUAAUAAAGAAAAUGUAGUCAAUAGAAAUGUAUGGUCAACAACGCGUAGUGAUAUUGUAAAGGACCAACAACAGAAACAGCAACAAACUCUUAACAAUAAUACGAAUAAUGAGUGUGAUAUUAUUAUCGUAGAUAUAGAAAAUGAUGACAAUGAUAAUGUUGAGGUUAAGGGGGAACAGCAUCCAAUAUAUAGUGUACCUCAAAAAUUUUUCAUGAAUGCAAAUAUGCAUUUUUCCAAGCAACAACCAACAACAAUUUAUGACAGCAAACGUUGUGUGGCAAAAACUAAUACACAACAUAUUGCCAAUGAUGAAAAGGUUGAUAGCAAGGCUGUCGUAGACAAUAAUAUGGGUGCGAUAGAUGACGAUGAUGAUGAGGAUGAUGAUGAUUCGUUUGCAUCAAUGGAAACCCUUUCGGAUAAUGUCUCAAUAUGGAUAGAUGGUGAAAAACAUUGGGUGGCAGGUGUUGAUGCGAAUACAACCUGUUCGGAUCUAAUCUGGGCACUGCUCAAUUAUCAAAACGGACAACACACCAGUCAGCAGCAAACGCAACAGCUUCAGCAACACCAACAUGCGUUUGCGUCAAUGCCAUUGGAAAAUGGGGAAAAUAUUGCUACAUCUGUGAUUAACAAAACAAAUAGCAAUCAAUGUGAAAAGCAUAUAAUGCAACAGCAACAUCAACGACAACAGCAGCAACCACCAAAAGCAUAUGAUACAAAUGUUAUAGAUUUUAGUUUUAGUAAGAGUACAAAUGAGGACAAUAGCAAUAUGCAAUGCACAGGCAAUAAACCAAAUAUUCCAAAUACAGCUAAUACCAACAACACUACAAAUCCCAAUACCACUACCAACAACACCAUUACCACGACUAUUAAUCAAUCAAUGCCAAUAAAUACCAAAGAAAAUUGCAAAAUAAUCCCAAACUCAACUUUAGCAGCAGCAACGACGCCUGCAGAAGCUACAUUAUCAGCCACACCGAUUAUAUCAUCAUCUGCACCUGUUCCUGUUAUGACACCACCGCCACCUACACUUUUACCUCUAACAUUGCCACCUGGCAUCACAACCGUUUCGCAACUUGCCACCGAGUAUGUCAUCGUUAAACAGUAUCAUCACUGUGAGGAAUAUCUUGAUGGUAGUACAAAAGUUUUUGAUGUUAUGCCACGACGUGAUGGUUCGCAUAAAAAGGAGUGUGAAUUGUUGUUACGUCAUUUGGGUCCCGCACCAGCCGUGUACAUCAAUAAUACAACGCCACAGUUGUCAUCAUUAAUCUCCACCGACAAGGACAGCGGCAUGGGUAGUCCGGUGGGCAGUGCACGUAGUGCUAAAUUUCGCCGUCGCAAGCAUAAAUCAUCACAAUGGCUGGCACAGGCCAAUACUCUGCAUCCGAAAUUAUCACGCUGUACAAUGGGCAAUGAGCGUCUGAUGAAAAUAAUUUUAGCUCAGGAUGAGACCAUACAGCGGCAAUUGUCUCUGUUACGUGAAAAGGAACGUCAAAUUACCAAGAUUGAAGAGGAGAAACAUCGUAAACGUGAACGUGAGUUGGGUAAAAACUACUUGCUGGAAACCUAUUUAAAUGGUUUAGAUGAAGCCGAAUGCGAACCGGAAAUACAAGAUGGUGAAGAGAUUUUUAUAGAUGAACCAUAUCAUCGAGCAGCCACAAUACCAGCAAUGCUACAAACAACAACAACAACAACUCCUAGGGCAACAAUUAUGCCGGCAGGAGCAACGUUAGCUGCUGGAGCUAUAACCGAUAAUAUACCAUCAGCAGCGCAGGCAUUUAAUAUGAUGGCAAAACAUAAACUCAAGGAUAAGGAAGUGAAAAAAGAAAAGAAAAAGAAACGACACAAAGAAAAAUCAACAAUGGAUGAGAAAACUACGGCAAAGGAUUUUAAUUUAAAAACAAAUAAAAAUAAAGAUAAAGAAAAGGUGGAUAAACAACAACAACAACAACAUAACCAUCAACAGCAUGAAUUGAAUGCUAUAGAUGGUAAGCAUCACCUCAAGGACAAUGAACAGGAAAUUGAAAUGCAAAUAUUGUGGUUGGAAAAAAUCUACACUCUAAAUAAACAACUACAAAAGGAGGAAGAGCUGGCUGCCAAAUUGCAUGGCAAGGUACGUAAACAUCAGCUAAGAAUGGCCCAACAGACACAACGAGAGGCACAAAUGGAAAUUGAAAAGCUAGAUAAUAAUUUGGCUCUACAGUGUGGGGAUAUACGUAAAGUUGAAGCUAACCUGAUGCAAACAAAUGAACAAUUACAAAAGAAAUUGCUUAUUUUAGAACGGCUUAGUAUAGAGUAUUUGCAGGAGCAACAGGAAAAGGAUAUCAACGAUUCGCCACAAGAUAUAAAGCAGACUACUCAAAGACAAGCGGAUACCAAGACUAUAACAAAAGACUUAACAAAUCCGCUUAGAAAUGAUACCAACACUAUACUCACUAACUUGGAGAAAUCUAUAGAUAUACAAAAAUUAUCCUUAAAUAACAUUAAAUCAAAAGAAGAGGUAAUAAAAUUAGAAAAGAUUAUAGCCAAACCUAGUAUACAAUUAUGCUCUAACAACAAGGAGCAGUUGGAGCCAAAACAAGCUGUAACCGUGGCUAAUAAUCCUGCAAGAGUAAAUAUGAAAACAACAGCAUUUCCUCUAAUAAAACAGCAACAACAGCAACAUAAUCAAAGACUUACAAAUGAAAUAAGAGCAAAUUCCAUAAAUGGUACUUCAAAUGCAACGAAUCGUAAUGUUACUAUUACAACUACAGAUAAUCAGCUAGAACAUCAGCAGCAGCAACAACAACAAGAACAACUAGCAACUCCCCCCAUAAUGUCAACAGCAGUUACAGCAAACACUUUGCACAGUGAAGCGGCAUUAUCUAACAGUACAAUGUCAACGUCAUGUAUGUUUAUUGAUAAAAAUAUGUUGUCCUCAUUACAUGUACAAAAUGCCAAAACCAUUAAGAAACAAAUGUUUCAUACACAAACAACAACAGCAACAGCAGUAGCAACAACAACAACACCACCAGCAACAUCUUUAUUACCACAACUACCACCUCCACCACCGCCACAACCAAGUGCAUUCCCUAAACAACAAUUUCAACAUAUUCUACAGCAACAUCAACAACACAUGCCAAUGGCAUCUACAUUUCUAACCUCAAGGCCACAAAAUUUUCACCAAAUACCAGCUACAAAUAUUGUUUUAGUACAACAACCUUCACCCUUCUCUGCUCCAUCAUCUUCUUCUAAUUUUACAACAUCACCAUCGUCAUCAUCAGCACUAACGUCAUCAUCUGUAGCAGUACCAGUAGCAGCAACAGUAUCCAUAUUGAAAGCCUCACAACCACCCACCUCAGCUUCUCCCUCACCCUCUAUAAUGGCCAUGAAUACUGUAGAUAUAAGUCAAUUGGGUACAUUGGUCUAGCGCACAUGGCCUGGCCGAAGUAUAUAGAAGUGAUGAUGAUUAUGAUGACUUAUUGUGUACAUUAGAGAAGUCUCAUU